AUGAGUGUACCGCCGGUCGGGCUUAUCAUCAAAGCAACUAAUCCGGAGCCUCAAUCUAGCAAUGCAGUCUCUGCUAUCUCACAAUUAAAACUUGAGAACAACAGUCUUUCUGCGCCCUAUGAGCUAAGUUUGCACUCGGAUCUGACCUGCAAACUGGAAAAUUCAGAAAUCCCAAGACCUCUAGAUGAGAAGCUUGCCUCGUAUUUGCCUGUCAAGAUAAAGAUAGAGGAUCUGGCUUGA
Messenger RNA from Protopolystoma xenopodis, 240 nucleotides. The record is from the annotation of a GenBank genome assembly. Lineage: Eukaryota; Metazoa; Platyhelminthes; Monogenea; Polystomatidea; Polystomatidae.